AUGCCAGCCGCGAAACCCCAAAGCCAACCGCGAAACCUCGCCAGCCACGAAACCCCAACACCAGCUGCGAAAUCCCAACGCCUGCCGCGAACCCGCAACGCCAGCCGCGAACGAGCAGCCAGCCGCGAACCCCCAACGCGCCGCGAACCCCCAACGGCAGCCGCUAUACACCCAACGGCAGCCGCUAUACCCCCAACGCCCGUCCCGCGAACCCCCAUCGCCAACGGCGAACCCCCAACGCCAGCCUCUAUACCGCCGCCAGCCCUGAAACCCCAACCCCAGCCGCGCAACCCCAACGCCAGCCGCGAAGCCAUAACGCCAACCGCGAAAUCCCAACCUCAGCCGCGAACAUCCAACACCAGCCACGAAACCUCAACGCCAGUUUCUAAAGCCAAACGCCAGCAGCAAAAACCCGACGCCAGCCACGAAACCCCAACGGCAGCCGCUAAACACCACCGGCAGCCGCAAACCCCCAACGCCAGCCCCGAAACCACUAUGCCAGCCACUAAACACCAACGCCAGGCUCUAAACCCAAACCCGAUAAACUCCAACCACAGCCGCAAACCCCGUACGCCAGCCGCAAAACCCCAACGCAAACCGCGAAACCUCAACACCAUCCGUGAUACCCCAACGCCAGCCUAUAAACCUCAACGCCAGCCGGGAAAAACCCAACGCCAGCCGCUAAACACCAAAGAAUGCCCGCAACACCAGCCUCUACACACCAAUGGCUGCCGGAAAAUCCCAACGACAGCUGCAAAACUCCAACGCCAGCCGCACACACCCAACGCCAGCCGCAAAACCCCAAUGACUGCCGCGGAACCAGCAAUGCCAGCCGCGAACCCGCAUCGCAAGCCGAAAACCCCCAACACCAGCCGCGAACCCUCAACGCCAGCCGCGAACCUCCAACAGCCUCUAAACCUAAUGCCAGCCGCGAAACACCAACACCAGCGGCGAAAUCCCAACGCCAGCCGCAAAGCCGCUACACCCCAAUCCUCAAAACCCCGCCAGCCGCCAAACACCAACGUCAGCCACGAAACCCCGCCAGCAGCGAAACACCAACGCCGCCCUAUAAAACACAACGCCAGACCACCAACGGCAGCCCCACGAAACCUCGGCAGCUGCGAAAUCCCCUCCAGCCGCAAAACUCCAACUUCAGCCGCGACCCCCGUCAGCCGCGAAACCCCAACGCCAGCCGCGAAAACCCAACUCCAGCUGCGAACAUCUACCGGCAGCCGCGAUCCGCUAAAUCCCAACGCCAGCCGCGAAACACCAACGCCAGCCGCUAAAACCCAUCACCAGGCGCGAAAUCGCAACGCCAGCCGCGAACCCCCGAUGCCAGCCGCGAACCCCCAACGACAGCCGCGCAACCCCAACCCGCGAAACCCCAAUGCCAUCCGCGUAACCCCGCCAGCCUCGAAACCCCACCAGCUGCGAAAUCCCAACUCGAGCCGCAAAGCUCCAACGUCAGCCGCGACCCCCAACGCCAUGCACAAGCCACCAACCUGUGAACCCCCAACGCCAGCCGCGAACUCCCAACGCCAGUCGCGAACCCCCAUCGCCAUGCGCGAACCCCCAAUGCCAGCCACGAAACCCCAACGCCAGCCGCGAAGCCCCAACGCCGGCUGCGAAACCCCAAUGCCGGCCUCUGAACCACAACGCCAGAUUCUAAACCCCAACGCCAGCCGGGAAAACCCAACGCCAGCCGAGAAACCCCACCGUCAGCCGCGAAACACUAUCGCCAGGCGCGAACCCCCAACGCCAGCUGUGAACCCCCAACGCCAGUCGCAAACCCCCAUCGCCAGGCGCGAACCCCCAACGCCAGCCGCGAAAACCCAACGCCAGCCGCGAACCCCCACCGCCAGCACCGCGAAAACCGCUAAAUCUGCAGCCGCUAAAUCCCAACGUCAGCCACGAAACACCAACGCCAGCCGCCACAAACCAGCUCCCGUCCCUCCAGCAGCUCAGCAAAUUAAUUCCCAGGGACAG
Messenger RNA from Amblyraja radiata (thorny skate), 1986 nucleotides. RefSeq names its product proline-rich extensin-like protein EPR1. The transcript is spliced from 9 exons. The annotation marks the transcript as partial. The record is from RefSeq and is a predicted model, not a curated record. NCBI's taxonomy places the organism in Eukaryota, Metazoa, Chordata, Chondrichthyes, Rajiformes, Rajidae.